Messenger RNA from Dalotia coriaria, 2109 nucleotides. RefSeq names its product kelch-like protein 10. The record is from RefSeq and is a predicted model, not a curated record. The transcript has 6 exons. The coding region runs from base 1 to 1968 and encodes 655 amino acids. Gene Ontology annotation, molecular function: protein binding. NCBI's taxonomy places the organism in Eukaryota, Metazoa, Arthropoda, Insecta, Coleoptera, Staphylinidae.
AUGCAUGAACAUCAAUCAUAUGGACUGAAACUUAGAAAAUCAAUGGGUGUACGCUCGAAAACGAGUAAGAUCACAACACAAACGAAUGUGUUGGUAAUCAAAGCAAAGCGAAAAAAGAUUGUGUCGUGCAAAGUGAAUCAGAAGUGUUUCUGCGCGCCACGCCAUGUCAGUCCCAUCGAGUUUCCGCCGAUUUGGUCUGAAUUUCGACACAAUAAUCAACUCUGCGAUGGUGCCGUACGGUGUGCAGAUGGGACUGAAUUCAAAGUGCAUCGAGUGAUACUAGCCGCCAUUAGUCCCUACUUCAAAGCAUUAUUUACAAACUCAAUAAAUCGUAACCAACCCGAAACUCGAAUUGCCUGCAUGAACACAUCAGCGAAUAUCUUCAGUAAACUCCUAGAUUAUGCCUACACGGGAAAAUGCGACGUCAAUCAUGAAUCACUAGAGUCACUGAUACGAUUUGCGGAUCAGUAUGAAGUGAUGGGAGUAAUGCAACACUGCUGCCAGUAUAUUUUAGAACACCUGGAGCCGAGGAAUUGCCUGGGGCUGUUACGUUUCGGGCGUCAAUACUUUUGUAAACAAUUGGAGAAACGUGGCCGCUAUUUUAUUCAACAUAAUUUUGUAGAGAUUUAUAAAAAAUCUAAAGAGUAUUACUUUCUGUCAUUCCCCGACCUUCUAGAAAUCAUGUCUGACGAUGAACUGAAUAUUAAAUCCGAAGAGAUCGCAUUUGAUGCAAUCAGAGAGUGGGUGGACUUCGAUCGAUUUGCCAGGCAGAAAUACGCUCAUCCUUUACUAAAUACGAUACGUUUAGGAAACUUAAGCAACGAAUUCUUAGAAUACAUAUUACAAUGGUCCCCGAUCUACGAUAAUAGUGAAUGUCGAACACUGAUAAAGAACCUUCUUCAACUUCGUCAAGUACCAAAAACUGAUAUUGACUUGUUAUCGAAUCCAUUACUGCGGCCACGGGUACCACACGAUAUUCUCUUCGCGAUUGGUGGAUGGACAGCCGGUAGUCCAACGAAUUUCAUUGAAACCUACGAUACCAGAGCGGAUCGGUGGCUCUUGAGUCGCGAUUGUGAUAAGGUGCCGCGUGCUUAUCACGGAAUAUGCCAAAUUGAUGGGUUGAUUUACAUGAUCGGUGGCUUUGAUGGUAAUGAACACUUCAGUACUGUGAGGUCCUUCGACCCAAUCAAACACCAAUGGCGAGAUUGUGCUUGCAUGUAUUACCCUCGUUGUUACGUGAGCGUCGCGACACAUAACAACAAAAUUUAUGCACUGGGUGGCUACAAUGGCCGAAUACGAAUGAGUUCGGUAGAACGGUACGAUCCGGGAACAAAUCAAUGGGAGUUGAUACAAUCCAUGCAAUCACAACGUUCGGAUGCAAGUGCAGCCGCCAUGGAUAAUAAAAUCUACAUUGUGGGAGGAUUUAACGGUGUGGAAGUGAUGAACUCCGCUGAGGUUUAUGACAUCGCCACGAAUCAAUGGUCAUACAUUCCUUCUAUGACGUCUGCACGCUCGGGUGUUAGUCUGGUGGCCUGUGAAGGUACCCUGUAUGCACUAGGAGGAUUCAACGGAUUUACGAGACUUACUUCCGGCGAACGGUACUCUCCCGGAAAGGAUACUAAUUGGGAAAUAAUGGCGGACAUGUUUUAUUCACGCAGCAAUUUUGCAACGGUGGUGUUAGACGGAUAUAUCUUUGCCAUUGGAGGAUUCAAUGAUCGAUUCGUCGCAGGUUCGACGACAAUCAAUCAUGUCGAGUGCUAUGAUAUUAACACCAACGAGUGGCUGGAAGCGGCGCCGAUGUGUUUGAAUCGCUCAGCGCUGAGCGCAUGCGUCAUAAGCAGUUUGAAAAAUGCACGAGAUUACUCACUGCACGGGCGUACCAUGAUCAAGUGGGAAUCACCCAUUCCUUCCGAUAACAGUUUGGGUACUGACAUUUCGCCGGGUGCAACGAAUACUCUCGAAGCCUAAAUUCACAUUCUUCACACAACCAUCAUAAAAAAAUAGCAAAUCAAAGUCUAAAUCAAACAUUUUCAAAACGAUGAGUGUCGUAAUAUGUGGUAGUUGGUUUUUGUUUAUACCUUCAUAAAAAUAAAACAUGCACGAGUUUUA